AUGAAAUCCGCCAUCUUCUCGAGCCGAGCAGCAGAAGAAGACAUGGCUGACUACAGCAACGUGGCUCCCCCGUCCUCUAACGCCGGUGGCGGGAUGAACGACGCUUUUAAAGAUGCUCUGCAGCGAGCACGACAGAUUGCAGCGAAGAUCGGAGGCGAUGGCGUCGCGGCUCCACCAUCAAAUGAGUUCGGCUACGGAGGCCAGAAAAGGCCCCUGGAGGACGCUGGUGGGUAUUUUCCCAUGCCUAACCUGAAUAUCGACCAGCCAGAGACGAAGAAAGUGGCUACAAGUGAUGCCUUUUCAGGAAUGGGAGGAAUGGGUGGUGCCCCAAGGUCAUUGUCAGAAGAGUUCAAGGUCCCAGAUGGAAUGGUCGGCUUCAUCAUUGGAAGAGGGGGCGAACAAAUAUCACGUCUGCAGCAGGAAUCUGGCUGUAAAAUACAGAUUGCCCCUGACAGCGGUGGUAUGCCAGACAGGUCGGUGACGUUAACAGGACCACCAGAAGCAAUCCAGGGUGCAAAGAGACUUCUGACAGAGAUUGUUGAUAAGGGACGUCCAGCUCCAGCGUUCCAUCACAACGACGGUCCGGGAAUGACUGUUCAGGAGAUCAUGGUCCCUGCCUCUAAAGCCGGACUUGUCAUUGGAAAGGGUGGAGAAACCAUCAAAAGCCUUCAGGAACGAGCCGGGGUGAAGAUGGUCAUGAUCCAAGAUGGGCCACAAAACACAGGCGCAGAUAAGCCACUUCGAAUUUCAGGAGAGCCCUUUAAAGUUCAGCAAGCCAAAGAGAUGGUCAUGGAACUGAUCAGAGACCAGGGCUUCCGGGAGCAGAGGGGCGAGUAUGGUUCGAGAAUUGGAGGAGGUGGCGGUGGAGGAGGAGGAGGCGGCGGCGGCGGCAGCAGUAAUGGAGGAGGAGAUAGCUUGGAUGUCCCCGUCCCCCGGUUUGCUGUGGGUAUCGUCAUUGGCAGAAAUGGAGAGAUGAUCAAGAAGAUACAGAACGACACGGGCGUCCGGAUUCAGUUUAAACCAGAUGACGGCAGCACACCAGACAGAAUAGCACAGAUCAUGGGUCCCCCUGACCAGGCUCAACAUGCGGCAGAGAUCAUAUCUGACCUGCUGAGGAGUGUCCAGGCUGGAGGACCCCCAGGUCAUGGUGGUGGAGGUGGUGGUGGGGGAGGCGGCGGUAGAGGGCGUGGCCGUGGGCAGGGCAACUGGAACAUGGGGCCCCCUGGUGGCCUACAGGAGUUUACCUUCACCGUCCCAACAAUGAAGACCGGCCUCAUCAUUGGAAAAGGUGGUGAGACAAUCAAAGGCAUCAGCCAACAGUCCGGAGCCAGGAUUGAGCUACAGAGGAAUCCUCCACCCAACGCGGAUCCCAACAUCAAAAUGUUCACAGUCAGAGGCUCCCCGCAACAGAUCGACUACGCCAGGCAGCUGGUGGAGGAGAAAAUCGGAGGACCAGUCACACCAAUGGGUGGCCCACAUGGUCCCCCUGGUCCACAUGGAGGCCCAGGCCAACAUGGUCCUCCUGGGCCACCUGGACCUCCUGGGGCUCCCAUGGGUCCAUACAACCCUGGACCAUAUAACCAGGGACCUCCAGGGCCACAUGGUCCACCCGCACCUUACCAGCCUCAGGGAUGGGGCAAUGGCUACCCACACUGGCAGCAGGGACAACCUGAUCCAAACGUUUCUGGUCCAGAUAAGGCAGCAGCUGAUGCCAAUGCAGCAGCGUGGGCAGCCUACUACGCUCAGUACGGACAACAGCCACAGACGCCCAUGACCCCAACAAGUGGCGCUCCCGGCACAACUCAAAGCAAUGGCCAAGGUGACCCACAGGCUGCAGGUCAGAGUGGACAGGCAGAUUACUCCAAGGCCUGGGAGGAAUAUUACAAGAAAACCGGUCAGCAGAGUCAACAACCUCAGGACUACACGAAAGCCUGGGAGGAAUAUUACAAGAAGCAAGGUCAAGCGGCCCCUCAGGCCACUGCAGCAGCGGCAGCCACCCAGCCCGGAGGCCAGCCUGACUACAGCGCUGCCUGGGCGGAGUACUACCGGCAGCAGGCUGCGUACUAUGGUACCAACAGCCCUCAGGCGAUGGGUGCAGCACCACAAGCCCCUCAGGGCCAGUAAUGUGAAGCGGACAUAAAGUAAAUGCUACAUUGUCGAAACAAAAUCCUUUGUUAAAUGUUUGGAUGCAGACGCCUUGAUGAAGAUCUUAAAUUUCCUUGGUUUCAAAGUGUUUCACAGAGAUGGCAGAUUUCCCGGCGAACUUGUCCUCUUUCUUUUUGUUUUUGUUUAUUUUUUCUUCUUGUAAAUGCUUUGUUUUUAGUGAGUUAAUUAUACAUAUGGUCAUUCCAGUCCUGUAUCUACAUUAAAUGUGGUUAGAACUCCUGUUUAUUGAACUGUUGACAUUACCUUGUAAAUCAUCUCAGUUUUAAAAAUGCUAUUGCCUGUUGUGUUUUUGCAAUAAAACAAACUGAAACCUCCUGUGUUGGUAAGUUGGGGUGGUUACAGAACCAGACGGGUGGGUUGACAACAAUUUCUGUGUUUUUACCUGAGGGGGAAGGGGGGAGGGUUGAAGUUUAAACGCAGGCCUAGACUGGGUUUCAUUGUUCAAAAUGGUCGACUCCAAGUUGUGCUGUCCUGUCUCUCUCCAACUGUCCAUAAGGCUCUUAGAUACAAUAUGUGCGUGCAGUGAUCCCGAGCGGUUCAGACCAACAAACGUCCUCUUGUAGAUUGACUAUUUUUAAAAUUUUCCACUUCCUGUUGUGUCAUUAGAAAGUUGACUGGCAUCUGUAUCGUAAACUCAUGCAUUUACCUGCGUUGCUGUGGCACUCUUGUUGUUU
Pleuronectes platessa (European plaice) is the source of this 2840-nucleotide messenger RNA. RefSeq names its product far upstream element (FUSE) binding protein 1 (gene fubp1). The coding region runs from base 1 to 2124 and encodes 707 amino acids. Gene Ontology annotation, cellular component: nucleus; cytoplasm. Gene Ontology annotation, molecular function: mRNA binding. The record is from RefSeq and is a predicted model, not a curated record. Lineage: Eukaryota; Metazoa; Chordata; Actinopteri; Pleuronectiformes; Pleuronectidae. Gene Ontology annotation, biological process: regulation of DNA-templated transcription. The transcript is spliced from 20 exons.